Molecule: messenger RNA, 1028 nt
Organism: Capsaspora owczarzaki ATCC 30864
Lineage: Eukaryota; Filasterea; Ministeriida; Capsasporidae
Exons: 4
Coding region: 24-983 (319 amino acids)
Biological process (GO): chromatin remodeling; regulation of DNA-templated transcription
Cellular component (GO): nucleus
Molecular function (GO): ATP-dependent H2AZ histone chaperone activity
Source: RefSeq, a predicted model, not a curated record
UUCACAUUGAUUCAAGUCAGGAGAUGAGCGACGACGAAGGGUCGACGAGCUCGGCUACAUCAUCGUCCUCGUCUUCGGCCUCAGAGUCGUCGUCUGGGCCGCCGUCGCCAAUGCCCGAGCUGAUGGUGACCAACCGCGCGCACCGAGCGAAUCGCGGCAACCGCAUGCAGAAGGUCAUGACGGAGGAGCUCGAGGAGGGCGACAUUUACAAGGAGCUCUACGGCGGCUUUGACGAGGUGGCCGACGACGAGCAGUACGAGACGGAGGAGUCGGACGACGACCAGGUCGACUCGGACUUUGACGAGGCUGACGACGAGCCCAAGGAUGGCGAUCCAGACGCAGAGGCAGCCGCUGCAGAUCGCGCUGCAGCAGACGAGGACGACGAGUUGCCGCGCAAGAAGCAGCGGUUGCUACCUGGCGACGAAAAGCCGAAAAAGAAAGCCACCGCUGCUCCCAAGAAAGCACCGGCGCGGAGAUCGGCAAACGACCAGCGCGCACGAUUCGUCCAGCUUGGGGCUGGAGCUGCAGCCGUUGGACCGUCAUCUUCCUCGGUCGGAGCAUCUCAUGGAGACACUCCAUCACCGUCCGUCGAUGGCGAGGCCGAAGAAGGAGGACGCCGCAAGUCCAGGCGCAGUGUCGCCGUUGUCCAAGCACAAGAAGUCAAUCGUCGAUUGCAAGAGCGCGAAGAGAUGCGAGUCAGCCGGUCGCUCUCACAAAAGCCAAAGGCGCCAGUCGUCGUCAUGACGCAAGAAGAGCUGCUGGCAGAGGCGAAAAUCACAGAGCAAGCCAACUUGGCGGAUGUAGCCGCCUUCUUGAAGUUGGAAGAGGAGCGGAAAAAGCAAAAGCACGCGCCAGUCGUGUUGACUGGCCAGCGCUACAUUUAUCACUCUCGUGCCAUCCUAGAUCCAGAGACGCAGCAACCACGGACCCAAAACUUUGUGACUUUUGUUGACGUACCUGAUGUUGCUCAUGCUUUUGGGUAGAACCUUUAACACAAAGCCGCCAAGCAAUAAAAGUAUCAAAACCUG